Anas platyrhynchos (mallard) is the source of this 5111-nucleotide messenger RNA. RefSeq names its product adducin 2 (gene ADD2). Lineage: Eukaryota; Metazoa; Chordata; Aves; Anseriformes; Anatidae. Gene Ontology annotation, cellular component: postsynaptic density; plasma membrane; cytoskeleton. Gene Ontology annotation, molecular function: actin filament binding. The record is from RefSeq and is a predicted model, not a curated record. Gene Ontology annotation, biological process: barbed-end actin filament capping.
GAGGGAGCUCGGCUGGCGCAGGGAGGUGGCCUUUGUCAGCGCUGGUGGCUGGCGAGAGGGGACCGGGGGCGCGGGGGGGGGGACGGGACCCCCCCCACCCGGGGCUGUCACCCGUGGGAGGAUGCUGUGAGGAGCUGGCGGCCACGAUCGCGCGUGGAUGCCCAGGAGGAUUUUGGGGGGACCCAGGAGCUUGGAGCUGCCGCUCGCCACCCCCCCACCCCCCAACUCUGCGUUGGGGUGGGGGCCACCGAGGGCCCCCCCCGGGAUUUUCAGCCUAGGAGCGGCUCCUGGAGGAGGUUUGCUGCAGGGCCGCCAGAAUGAGCACGGCCGCCAGCCCCGAGCCCCUGCCCUCGCCCCCCGCCCCGGGACCCCGAUAUUUCGACCGUUUUGCCGAGGGGGACCCCGAAUUCCUGCGGGAGCGCAACAUGGCAGCCGACCUGCGGCAGGACUUCAACAUGAUGGAGCAGAAGAAGCGGGUCACCAUGAUCCUACAGAGCCCGUCUUUUAGGGAGGAGCUGGAGAGCCUCAUCCAGGAGCAGAUGAAGAAGGGGAACAACUCGUCCCACGUCUGGGCCCUGCGGCAGAUCGCCGACUUCAUGGCCACCACGUCCCCCGCCGUCCUCCCCACCUCACCCAUAGGGCUGGCCUCCGUGACACCCAUCAACGACCUGCAUGGCCCCGAUGCGCCGGCCCUGGCCAAGGGCGAGCGGCUGAUGCGCUGCAAAGUGAGCAGCAUCCAUCGCCUGCUUGACCUCUACGGCUGGGCGCAGCUGGGGGACGCCUCCGUCACGCUGCGGGUGAGCAAGGAGCAGGAGCAUUUCUUGGUGGCCCCGCAGGGGCUGGCGUGCAGCGAGGUGACGGCAGCCAGCCUGAUCAAGGUGAACGUGCUGGGGGACGUGGUGGAGCAGGGCAACACCGGCUUCGCCCCCGACGCCCGUGCCUUCAGCUUGCACGCUGCCAUCUACGCCGCCCGCCCCGACACUCGCUGCAUCGUCCGCCUGCACACGCCGGCCACCGCGGCGGUGUCGGCCAUGCGCUGCGGCGUGCUGCCCAUCUCCCGUGCCGCCCUGCUCCUGGGGGACAUCGCCUACUUCGACUUCCGUGGGGAGGUGGAGGACGAGGCCGACCGGGUUGAGCUGCAGAAGUGCCUCGGCCCCACCUGCAAGAUCCUGGUGCUGCGCAACCACGGGGUGCUGGCGCUGGGUGACACCGCCGAGGAGGCUUUCUACAGCAUCUUCCACCUGCAGGCAGCCUGCGAGGUGCAGGUGUCGGCGCUGGCGAGCGCGGGGGGAGCGGAGAACCUCAUCGUGCUGGAGCGCGCCAAGCACCGGCCCCACGAGGUGGGCUCGGUGCGCUGGGCAGGCAGCACCUUCGGGCCCAUGCAGAAGAGCCGCUUGGGCGAGCACGAAUUCGAAGCCCUCAUGAGGAUGCUGGACAACCUGGGUUACCGCACCGGCUACACCUACCGCUACCCCUUCGUGCAGGAGAAGAGCAAACCCAAAAGCGACGUGCUGAUCCCCGCCACGGUGACGGCCUUCGUCUUCGAGGAGGAGGCCGCCCCCGUCCCCGCGCUGCGGCAGCACGCGCAGAAGCAGCAGAAGGAGAAGACGCGGUGGCUCAACACCCCCAACACCUACCUGCGGGUCAACGUGGCCGAGGAGCAGCAGGGCAGCGCUGGCAGCCAGAGGACGAAGACGACGUGGCUGAAAGCAGACGAGGUGGAGAAAGGCAGCAGCGGGACCGCGAUCCGCAUCGAGAACCCCAACCAGUUCGUGCCCCUCUACACGGACCCACAGGAGGUGCUGGAGAUGAGGAACAAGAUUCGGGAGCAAAACCGUCAGGACGUGAAGUCGGCCGGGCCCCAGUCGCAGCUGCUGGCCAGCGUGAUCGCCGAGACGAGCCGCAGCCCCUCCACAGAGAGCCACUUGGGGGAUGCGGAGGCCAAAGAUGCAUCCCAAGAGGAGCCCCCAGCUGAGCCGGAGCCCCCGAACCCCUUCAGCCAGCUCACGGACCAGGAGCUGGAGGAGUACAAGCAAGAGGUGGAGAGGAAGAAGUUGGGGCUGCAAGGCGAGAAGGAUGCGGCGGUGGAGGAAAGCCAGGGAUCCCCCCAAAAAUCACCCCCGGCGUCCGCACCGCAGAGCCCGGCCAAAAGCCCGGCCCCGUCGCCCACCAAGCCCUCGGAGGGUGACAAGAAGGUGGAGGACGGCCAAGCUCCUGCCGACUCCACCACCGAGAAGGAGCCACCGCCAGCGGUGAAUGGGAAGGAGGAGGAGCAGAGCACUGAGGAAAGCCAGGGUAAAGGGGGGGACCAGACAACCACCCCGGCCAACCCCGACACGGACGCCCCCAAGGAGAAGAGCGAGACGGUGACCAGCAGCCCCGUCUCCCCCGAGGGCUCUCCAUCCAAAUCGCCCUCCAAGAAGAAGAAGAAAUUCCGGACCCCGUCUUUCCUGAAAAAGGGCAAAAAGAAGGAAAAGAUCGAAUCUUGAGUCUUCUCUGAGGCUUCCCACUGCCGGCGUGGCUGAGCAUCUCUCUGGUCGGCUCCUGCGUCAUGCGUCUGGCCGAGGCGCAGCCAAAAACCCUGGAGGCUCCCGGGGUACUCCCGGCACAAGGCCCCUCGUCCCCCGACACCCACUUCGGAGGCAGCCACUGAGCUUUCAAAAGAUUGUGGCCUCCGUUUGCUGCUUGGGGAAAUACCCACUGCCAUCUCCCCGCUCCCACGAGCGCUCCCUCCUCCCUCCUGGGCACGGGGUUUGUUUUUUCCCACCGCUGCUUGUAGAGCCUCUGUGCAACGCAGGGCGCAGCCCGGAUACGCUUGGUUUUGAGAAAGAAAAGGGUGUUGUCGUCGUUUUUUGUUUUGUUUUUAAAUUAUUAUUGUUAACCUUUUGUUUCAAGCUCCGCUGGAUUGGCGCUGGCUUCGCCCACGGCACAACUCUCUGCCGGGGUGAUCGAGCAGGAUGCCGGAGGAUUGCUCUCCCUGAAGGAGAGGCCGAGGUGGUGGGGCUGGGGCCCUUUCCUUCCUGGAUUGCAAUCUCCCCCCCCCUCCCCGACUCAAGAGCUGCCUCCAGUCCCCUUCUCCUGGUGCCACGGUCUCACACAUCUGCUGCCUGGUGAAGAGCAGCGAGAUUUCACAGCGCUGGGGAAUCCCCCACCGCAACACACCUGAGAACAGAGAAGAAAAAAGAGCCUCGGGGAAGCGCCCAUUGUUAUUUAAAACUGAGCAAACUUCACUCACUAAGUGCUACUUUGGGAUGAACACACGCUGCCGAUUCACUUCUGUCAGAGGCACCGUCGAGGCGGCCGCCCUGGUCCCCCCGCACCAAGUCACAGCGAUGCUGACCCACGUACGAGGCUGUGCCCGUGUCGGCCCCGUCGGCGAGUGCCUGUCCACGUAGAGAGCACGAGAGUCACGUCUGAAGCCGAACCGCUGCUUUUCCCUAGCUCCGGACUCCCAAGCACAAGCUGAAACCCUCCCUGGUGUUUCCUUCCCGCCCAGCCUCGCUGCCUGUGACCACGACUGUCCUUACAACCUCCUGGCCAUGCCCCAAGGGAAGAAGAAAAAGCAGUGAUGCAGGGAAUUUAGGGAACAAAGCCAGCCUGUGUCCCAUCACGAGCCACAGGGGUUUGCCAUGGGGCUCCUGUGGGGCUGGGGCUCCCGUCCACAGCCCCAGCCUCGGGCCUUUCCAACCACCGUUCACCCCCCUGUGGUUUUCCCAACACCAUGUUUUCAAAGCCUUCUCGCUGCUGCAAGGCGGCUUUUGGUUUUUGUGUCCCCUCUGGAAGAGCAGAAAGGCAGUCGUGGGUGAGGUGGAUUUUUGGGGGCACUCGGGAACACCUCAGGCAUGGAGUGGGGCUGGAGCAGGCAACUGGGAUCAAGUGCAGGAAAUUUGUAAGCAGUGGUUGGUUUUCUUUGCAGGGCCGUAGUUUGGGGUGUGCCAGGCAAAUUCUGAGUGGAAAAGUCAAGUGCAAAAAUACAAACCUCACACAACCUUCUCUCCCCAAAACUUGGAGCUCCAGGGCAGAUCCAAACCUGGAUUUUGGAGCUUGGGAGAGCAUUUGCCCUGCCAGCACCAAGCUGCAGUGCUGGUGCUAGAGCUGAGGCUCCUCUGUCUCCUGGGGGAGCCUGAACGCCUAAAUUUGAUGUCUGAGAAGGAUGGUGUGAAUCCCAGCCCCGUGCUCUUGCCUGUGAUCAAUACAUAGUGUAUAGUAAGUAGACUUUGACGUGUAAACCCCAGGCCCCACUCUGUAACCGUUCCUGUAAGAUGUAGUUUACCGCUGAUGAUUUCAAGGGUCCUGGGGUGGUUCCCAAAUCCCAACACUGCCUCACUGCCCACCAUGGACCCCACGGCUGUGUGGUGAAACCCGGGGCACUUUGGACAUCGCGUGCAGUGAAACCCACGUGUAGGUAAGCGAGGAGAAAGGCUUGGAGGGCUGGCAACGCAAUGAGUGGCCUCACUGCUUAGCUAUUAGAGAGGGUCACAGGAUCCUUUAUUACAGGAUCACAGCAGUGUUACAGCUCCCCUGCCUGCCAAGGCCUCCUACUCUCUUCCCAUUUUGCCCCCUUUGCCUCACUGCUUUCUUCUUACCCCUUGGGCGAAGCCAGCCUGGGCAGUACCAGGGUUCAAAAUGUGGUGGCUUGUUUUCAGGGCACUAUCCCGGCUGUAGGUAGAGAGCCGCCAUCCCCUGCCAAGGUGCAGGGAGCAGCCUGGAAGCAGAGAAAGCUGUAAACUAUAGGAUCCUGGGAUGGUUGAGGUGGGAAGGGACCUCCAGAGACCGCCCAGCCCAACCCCCUGCCUGCAGGAUCACUUGGGGCACGUUACACAGGCUGGCAACCAGGUGGAUUUUGAAUAUCUCUAAAGAAGGAGACCCCACAACCUCUCUGGGCAGCCUGAGCCCUAAAGAAGUUCACCCUCACACAGCAAUGAAACCUCCCGUGCUUCACCGAGGCCUCGGAGCACGGCCAUGGCCAAGCACUGGAAGACGCCCAAAGGCUCGGUGGGGCCCACGCCGGUGCCGUGGGGGGUUGGUGGCCGAGGGAGGAGGCCGGUGGGUGCCGGCCCGUGCUGGUUGCGCUGUGUAACACCUGCCUGUAAAUAAACCCGAGUUCGGCA